CUGAAAAUAGAAGCUUCUUUUUACCGUCUUUAACUCACGUCGAUCCUUUCUUAGCGUCUUUUAUUACUAAACUCUAAAUCAUAUUAGAUUUCAAAUGGAAAUUAUAAAACGAGGAGCUCUCAUCGUAUUGGAAGGAUGUGAUCGGUCGGGAAAAACCACUCAAUGCCAAAAGGUAAUGAGUUGGCUAAAACAGACCAAUAUAGAAUCACAUUUUAUGAGAUUUCCAGAACGGUCAACUACAAUCGGAAGUCUUAUCAAUAAAUAUUUGGAAUGUAAUGCAGAAUUAGAAGACCAUGCAAUCCAUUUGCUCUUUUCAGCCAAUAGAUGGGAACUACUGCCUGAUAUGAAAAAAUUAAUAUGUAAAGGCACAAACAUCAUUGUGGACCGUUACUCAUAUUCAGGGAUUGCCUUCUCUGCUGCAAAGCCUAAUAUGGACUUGACCUGGUGCCAGAAAUCUGAUACUGGAUUAUUGAAACCUGAUUUGGUAAUAUUUUUGGAUAUCGAUCCCACUGUGGCCCAAACUAGAGGCGAGUAUGGAGUGGAACGCUACGAAAAUCUUGAAAUGCAGAAACUGGUUAGAUCAAACUACCUCAAGCUUAAGGAUGAAACGUGGAAGAUGCUAGCAGAUCGGUCGAAGAAGUCACGCUUGAUGUUUGCCAGCUAGUAAAGGAAACCUUAGAUAGCCAAUCACUAUUAACCGAAAUCAAACAGCUCACGUUUUGAAAUGUAGUCGUGCGAAGCGAUGCAGAAGCGAUUGUUUUAUUCCGAAACCACAAAAUUUAUAACAAAAUAAGUGUGACCAGUUAGGG
This is a messenger RNA of Daphnia carinata, 809 nucleotides long. RefSeq names its product thymidylate kinase-like. The transcript is spliced from 7 exons. The coding region runs from base 95 to 664 and encodes 189 amino acids. NCBI's taxonomy places the organism in Eukaryota, Metazoa, Arthropoda, Branchiopoda, Diplostraca, Daphniidae. Gene Ontology annotation, biological process: dTTP biosynthetic process; dUDP biosynthetic process; dTDP biosynthetic process. Gene Ontology annotation, molecular function: ATP binding; dTMP kinase activity. The record is from RefSeq and is a predicted model, not a curated record. Gene Ontology annotation, cellular component: mitochondrion; cytosol; cytoplasm.